AUGCCCAGCUGUGAGCCAGGGCCGCCCGCCGCCUGCCUGCCCACCAAGACCUUCCGCAGCUACCUUCCGCACUGCCACCGCACCUACAGCUGUGUGCACUGCCAGGCCCACCUGGCCAAACACGAUGAGCUCAUCUCCAAGUCUUUCCAGGGGAGCCAUGGCCGCGCCUACCUGUUCAAUUCUGUGGUUAACGUUGGCUGCGGGCCGGCUGAACAGCGCCUCCUGCUCACUGGGCUUCACUCUGUGGCCGACAUUUUCUGUGAGAGCUGCAAGACCACCCUGGGGUGGAAAUACGAACAGGCCUUCGAGACCAGCCAGAAGUACAAGGAGGGGAAGUUCAUCAUUGAGAUGUCGCACAUGGUGAAGGACAACGGCUGGGACUGA
This is a messenger RNA of Emys orbicularis (European pond turtle), 384 nucleotides long. RefSeq names its product yippee like 4 (gene YPEL4). The transcript is spliced from 4 exons. Bases 1 to 384 code for a protein of 127 amino acids. The record is from RefSeq and is a predicted model, not a curated record. Lineage: Eukaryota; Metazoa; Chordata; Testudines; Emydidae.